UAUACGCAUGUGGUAUGAUCAUGACCCAUUUGAUGUUAACAGUUGUUGUUUCCAGGAAGCAUCUCUGCUUUGGGUUCAAUCCCAUUUUAUCUUCUCUGAACGCAGGGUCAAGGGUAUAGCUGUUUACUUUGACCAGAGAUUGUCACUAUAUAAACAAAUUGAAGUUAAAGGAUGUUCCUUUCUAUGAACGAAGUAAAAACAGGGAAAGUGGGAACUCAGUAAUACUCCAUGAGCACCACAGUGGCUACCUCCAAUGAAUGGAUGCAAUUCUAUGAACAAACUGUCGAUGAACUGUCAGCAUCAUCGUUGGGAUUCUCUGAUGCCACUGUCGUGGCAACAAGUGUCUUUUCCAAGAGCAACCUUAGCCCUCGCAGUAGCAGUUUACAUUCAGCAAGUUAUCGAUUGACGCCAAAGGGUUCUUCCCCAAAGCCAAUAAGAAAAAGGUCUAGAGCUUCCAAGAAAACACCCACCACCCUUCUCAAUGCCAACGCAAGCAAUUUUCGAGCCUUGGUGCAACAAUUUACAGGUUGUCCCAGCACACCCCUUUCACUAGGGAACGGAAGAGGCCCAAUUAAUUUGAAUUUUACUCUCGGGAGUGAACGGAAUCAAAGCAGUUCUGCAACUUCCUUAAUGUCAGCUUCCGGCAACGAUUAUUAUUAUCAUCAACAAAGCGAUCAAGAGCAGCUGCGGCAGCAAGAGAACGCAUCUCACCGGCAACAUCAGCAUUUGUACCAGGAAAAACAACAUGCAGUAUCAUUUGACGAUGUUCACCAGGAUGCCUUCUUUAGCUCUUCUAGCGUUAGAUUUAAUGCAGAUCAGAUCCUUGACGGUUUUGAAUUGGAUCAUAUUUCUUUACCGGCGCUUAAUAGGGACAUCCCCUACUCCAAUGAAAAUGCAAAUGAUGGCAAUUACUUCUUGUAAGGAUUAUGUUAUUGUUAUCUCGCCAUUCAUCACCUAGUUUUGGUGGUUGUUUAUCUGUCGGAAUUUGAUUAGGAAUCAGGAAUAUUUGUCUUUAUUAUUUUUUUUGUUUGCAUUCUUGUCAUAGACAAGGAAUCGGGAAUUACUGUAUGUUUACUUGUUAAAGGACAUCAACAGGAAACAUGUGCUUACUCUAUGUUUACUUGUUAAAGCAUUGUCUCUCCUGUUGCUCAGAACAACGGUUUGAUUUUGUUCAAUUAGGGAUGUAAAGGAGCAGCACAAAACAAAGUAAGGUUUUAUUCAAUUAGCAGGCUAAAAUUCAAUUAUUUACAUCCAUCAAGUUAAAUAAGUUA
Durio zibethinus is the source of this 1271-nucleotide messenger RNA. RefSeq lists its product as uncharacterized. NCBI's taxonomy places the organism in Eukaryota, Viridiplantae, Streptophyta, Magnoliopsida, Malvales, Malvaceae. The record is from RefSeq and is a predicted model, not a curated record.